Molecule: messenger RNA, 2655 nt
Organism: Phodopus roborovskii (desert hamster)
Lineage: Eukaryota; Metazoa; Chordata; Mammalia; Rodentia; Cricetidae
Gene: Eif2s3
Product: eukaryotic translation initiation factor 2 subunit gamma
Exons: 12
Coding region: 54-1514 (486 amino acids)
Biological process (GO): formation of translation preinitiation complex; positive regulation of translational fidelity
Cellular component (GO): cytosol; eukaryotic translation initiation factor 2 complex
Molecular function (GO): GTP binding; tRNA binding; translation initiation factor activity
Source: RefSeq, a predicted model, not a curated record
CCGCCUUCCCGCCGCUCCUCCUUCGCUCCGCCCAAGGGGGCCUGCCUACGUUUAUGUCAGGAGGCUGCCCAGCGUUUCCUUCCUCUCUGAGCAAGAUGGCUGGGGGUGAGGUUGGAGUGACUCUCGGGCAGCCACAUCUUUCCCGACAGGAUCUCGCCACGUUGGACGUCACCAAGUUGACACCACUUUCACAUGAAGUUAUCAGCAGACAAGCUACAAUUAAUAUUGGUACAAUUGGUCAUGUAGCUCAUGGGAAGUCUACUGUGGUAAAGGCUAUUUCUGGAGUUCACACCGUCAGAUUCAAAAAUGAACUAGAAAGAAACAUUACCAUCAAGCUUGGAUAUGCUAAUGCUAAGAUUUAUAAACUUGAUGACCCAAGUUGUCCUAGACCAGAAUGUUACAGGUCGUGUGGAAGCAGUACGCCAGAUGAGUUUCCUACAGACAUUCCAGGGACCAAAGGGAACUUCAAAUUAGUCAGGCAUGUUUCCUUUGUUGACUGUCCUGGACAUGACAUUUUGAUGGCUACGAUGCUGAACGGUGCAGCAGUGAUGGAUGCAGCUCUUCUGUUGAUAGCUGGUAAUGAAUCAUGCCCUCAGCCUCAGACUUCUGAACAUCUGGCUGCCAUAGAAAUCAUGAAACUCAAGCAUAUUUUGAUCUUACAGAAUAAAAUUGAUCUGGUAAAAGAAAGUCAGGCUAAGGAACAAUAUGAGCAGAUUCUUGCAUUUGUACAAGGAACAGUAGCAGAAGGAGCACCAAUUAUUCCAAUUUCUGCUCAGCUGAAAUAUAAUAUUGAAGUCGUCUGUGAGUACAUAGUGAAGAAAAUACCAGUGCCCCCAAGAGACUUUACUUCUGAACCCCGUCUCAUUGUUAUUAGGUCAUUUGAUGUCAACAAACCUGGCUGUGAAGUUGAUGACCUUAAGGGAGGUGUAGCUGGUGGUAGUAUUCUAAAAGGAGUGUUAAAGGUAGGCCAGGAGAUAGAAGUGAGACCUGGUAUUGUUUCCAAAGAUAGUGAAGGAAAACUCAUGUGUAAACCAAUCUUUUCCAAAAUUGUAUCACUUUUUGCGGAACAUAAUGAUCUUCAGUAUGCUGCCCCAGGUGGUCUCAUUGGAGUUGGAACAAAGAUCGACCCCACUUUGUGCAGAGCUGACAGAAUGGUGGGACAAGUGCUUGGUGCGGUUGGAGCAUUACCUGAAAUAUUCACAGAACUGGAAAUUUCCUAUUUCCUGCUUAGACGUCUUCUGGGCGUCCGCACUGAAGGAGACAAGAAAGCAGCAAAGGUCCAAAAACUGUCUAAGAAUGAAGUGCUUAUGGUCAACAUAGGAUCCCUGUCAACAGGAGGAAGAGUUAGUGCUGUCAAGGCUGAUUUGGGCAAGAUUGUUUUGACUAAUCCUGUGUGUACAGAAGUAGGAGAAAAAAUUGCCCUUAGCCGAAGAGUUGAGAAACACUGGCGUUUAAUUGGUUGGGGUCAGAUAAGAAGAGGAGUAACCAUUAAGCCGACUGUAGAUGAUGACUGAAGAAUCCAACUUAAACAAUGCCUUGGGAUGGAGUUGGAAUUUCUUUUAAUAGGCUAGGGGUAUAUUUUCAAAGAAAUACUAGGAAAUUUCGUAGUUCAUUGCGUUAGUAGUAGCUGUAAGAAUUAUAAGAUAUUCUCAUAUCUUGGUGAUGAAAAUUUAACCUACUUCUGGUAUAGGGCCUACAAGUAAAUGUGAAAAGUGGUAUACUAUAUACUAUAUUGGAUUAAAUCUACAUUUUAGCAGAAGUUAAGCAUUCCAAAAUAAUGGCUAAUUUAUCAAUCAGUGGAAGUUUGAAGUGAAACUUCGCUACAACCAGCCUUUGCUAUAGCAUACAUAUCAUGAACCUUUCUAAAAUGAAAAUGAUGUCUUCCCAUGAUACAUCUGUGAGUAGCUCCAUGGUGAAGGACAGUUGACCUCUAAAAACUAAAGACCCACACUUUCCUCGAACAGCCACUCUCUCUCCUGUGCUGUACUUUUCAAUUAAUCAUGUUUUUGCUUAAUUAGAUAAUUGGAUACUCUGCUAGAGGAGUGAUUUCUAGCUCUUGCUGGCAUGAGAAGUGUUGGGGAAGUUUUGGUUUUUUGGGUUUUGUUUGUUUGUUUGCUUUUAGCUUGAUAAUCCUUCAUUUGAUUUUCUUUGGAUUUGCAUAAAAAUGAUUUAAUUCCACAAUUAACUCUGUUAUUAUCUUUUGGAUACUGAAGCAGUCUUACGGAGGGUUACAGCUCUGGCUGUGAAUCUUUAUGAAUUUUGAGGAAACUAUUGACAUUAUGAUAGACUCUGAAGGGUUGUGUUAUAGCAUGAAGAGCACAUUUAAAUAAAACAAGAUUCUAAAUCAAGCAUUAAUUUUAUAUCUAUGUGCCCAUGUGUUUUGUAGAUACUUCAUACUAUAAAUUCUGGUAUGAGUCUGAAAAUAUUGAAUGACUUAUGUAAUCUCAUGUCAGAACUGAAACCAGAAACUCAUGUUAUUAAUUUCAAAGAAUCUGAAUGAAUAUCAACUUUGUAAAUCACUGUGCUUCCUAUAAUGGCCAUAUAGGUAUGAAAACAAUGUACCAUGUUGUCUUAAAAGUCACUUUAAAUCAAUGCAAUGAUUCUCAACAAAAUGUACCUGAUUUAAAGUUAGCCUAAGAACAAGGGGCUCUCUCU